This is a messenger RNA of Kazachstania africana CBS 2517, 1515 nucleotides long. RefSeq names its product cation diffusion facilitator family transporter. Gene Ontology annotation, molecular function: monoatomic cation transmembrane transporter activity. Gene Ontology annotation, cellular component: membrane. NCBI's taxonomy places the organism in Eukaryota, Fungi, Ascomycota, Saccharomycetes, Saccharomycetales, Saccharomycetaceae. The transcript has a single exon. The record is from RefSeq and is a predicted model, not a curated record. Gene Ontology annotation, biological process: monoatomic cation transport; transmembrane transport. Bases 1 to 1515 code for a protein of 504 amino acids.
AUGAUUAACGUAGCUAUUGGCAAAUCAUGUCCGGUAUUGAGAACAUGUAUCCAGCGGUAUUCUUUUAGGGUGGUAGUGGCAAGGGACCACUUCUGUGUUCAUAGGAAUCGCUCGUCAAGAAGUUAUACUAGCUCAGAUUUGGCAUCAACGGAGUCGCGGGUUAAUAAAGCCAACAAUUCCAAAGUAAAGAUCGAAAAUAUCGGAGCAAAGAACUUUCAGACAUCAAAUAAAGCAAUCAAUUUAGUAAAUGGCAACAAUUUUAUUGCCCCACCACUAAAAGUUGAAGAUGAAUCAUUUUUAAAAUCUUUGAUGCAAGGUGUAUAUUCUCACACACAUAGCCAUGACCAGGUACAGAAUCAAAAUCAAAAUCAUUCGCAUUCUCAUUCACAUUCACAUGGACCUAAUCCUCUUCUAAUACUAGAUGCAGGAGAAAUAAGAAAGAACGCUGGUGUUCGAAUAACUUGGAUAGGGUUAGGUGUCAACGUCGCCAUAGCCAUCGGAAAGUUUAUAGGUGGUAUAGUAUUUCAUUCGCAGGCUCUGUUUGCCGACUCCGUCCAUGCAAUGAGUGAUAUGGUGUCGGAUUUUCUAACUUUAUAUUCUGUGCGCUUGGCAGCAGAUAAGCCUACCCCAGAUUAUCCGUACGGUUAUGGUAAGAUUGAAACUGUGGGAUCAUUAGCAGUAUCUACUAUUUUAAUGACAGCAGGCUUGUCCAUUGGCUGGUCCUCUCUAUGUGCUCUCGUUGGUCCUGUCUUACCACAGAUAGUUAUAGAAACUUUAAGCUCUUUCGGUGGACAUUCACAUGCGGAAUCUCUCACACAGGACGUUACAAAUAUUAAUGCUGCAUGGAUUGCUGCCGCUUCUAUUGCUGCGAAAGAAUGGAUUUUCAAAGCUACGAAAAAAGUGGCCAUUCAAACGAAUUCAAAUGUUUUAAUGGCGAAUGCUUGGCAUCACCGCGUCGAUUCUUUAACAUCAUUAGUGGCAUUAAUUACAAUAAGUGGUGGAUAUUUGUUUAGUAUGCAAUCUUUAGAUACAUUUGGUGGUCUUCUAGUCUCAGUUCUUAUCAUCAAAGCAGGGCUUGAAGGUAUGACUCUUUCUCUAAAGGAACUGGUUGAUCAAUCCAUACCAAGCGAUGAUCCUAGACACUUAAAAAUAGAGCAUGUGUUGAAGGACGCUAUAAGCAAAAUUAAUUCAACACAACACGGUGUACAAGCAUAUAGUUUACAGAAUAUGAUGGUUCUUUCUUCUGGUCCAAACCUGAGAGCUCUCUCCAAGAUUGAGGUACCAUUCAUUGACGAUAUUGAUGCACGUCACACUAUCAAAAAUUUAGAAAAUACAACGAGCUACCUACGAAAGGUUCUCUAUAAGAACGUUCCAGAGGUUAAGAAAUUACAAAUUGAGUUCGUACAAGAUAACUUUUAUGCACCUAAUGAUACGAUUCAAGCAUCCGAUUCAUCUGAUGAACAAAAUGCUUUACCGACGAAUAGACAUACUCAUUCGCAUAUGAAACAUAGUUAA